UUCUUCCCGAGUACCCAGUUGUCUUGGAACGACUGAAGUCAGAGAUGCCCGAGUUCCCAGUUGUUUUGAACGCAGCAUCCUUUUUUUUUUUGCCCCUGGUCUGCGUUUUGUAGUUUAUCGCUUCCCUCUCGAAGGCAACGGGUGACAGAUCUCUGUGGUUAUAGAUACCAGCCAGCAAAGCAACACAAACAUGGCGUUCACAUUCGCGGCCUUUUGUUACAUGCUGGCGCUAUUGCUUACGGCCGCUCUCAUUUUCUUCGCUAUUUGGCAUAUCAUCGCAUUUGAUGAACUGAAGACUGAUUACAAGAAUCCGAUAGACCAAUGUAACACAUUAAAUCCGCUCGUACUCCCGGAGUAUCUCAUCCAUGUGUUCUUCUGCGUGAUGUUCCUGUGUGCUGCUGAGUGCCUCACCCUCGGCCUCAACAUGCCACUGCUAGCCUACCACGUCUGGAGGUAUACGAGCAGGCCGGUGAUGAGUGGUCCAGGCCUCUAUGAUCCAACGACGAUCAUGAACGCUGACGUCUUGGCCUUCUGUCAAAAGGAGGGCUGGUGCAAACUGGCCUUCUACCUCCUCUCCUUCUUCUACUAUCUAUACGGGAUGAUCUAUGUGUUGGUGAGCUCUUAGAGGGGAAAGAUCUGCAUGUAGGAGAUAAAACUGGUUUCAGUGGCCGCAGGAGAAGCUGAAGUGGGACCUGCUGCAAACACCGACCACUCAAUGAUUCAAGAUGGCUGCCGUUUUCAAGAGACUGGAUUGACUCAACACCAACGAUGAGCGCCAUUAAUAAACAAAAACAUUUCUCCCCUUUUAAAAAAAAAAAAGAAUAUUGUCGCAGCUGUCCUCUCGUUCAAGUCAACACUAAAUGCUUUUUUGAGAGGAAGAACGACCGACCACAGAAUCAUUAUCUUGUCAUUAUUUAAUAAUCCCAACAGAUAUUCGUGCCGAUGUGCAUCGUCAGUUUAUAAUAGACAGACCACUCUGAAUCUAACACUUUAUUGACUAUUAGGAAAUGUGGAUGUGAAUUAGAUGCCAAGCAUUUAAAAUGUAUUUAAGGUAUGCAAUGGGGGGGGGGGGUUAAUUAUAAUUACAUAGUGAAAUUAUUUUCUUAUCCAGACACAUUGAAAACUGUAACUCACCUAAAUGGGUAGAGUAGUCUUGGUCACGGGGUGGAAAAUGUGUUGCACAGACGAGGACAAUCAGUAUGCUUGUCUUAUACUAUUCGAUAUGGUUUUAGGUUUGCCAUGCUUUCUGUCUUCUCAUUCUGCUUACAUAGCCCUUGUCAGUAGAUGCUGUUUGUGUGAAGCUGUAGCAAUCCCAAGAGAUUUCUGAUCAUGAAAAGUUCCUUACGAGGAAUACCUGUAAUGAGCUCAAAGAAAUGUUCUGUCAGUGCCCCCCCCAUCUAAACCACCAACUCCAUAAUAUUCUGUCAGU
This is a messenger RNA of Oncorhynchus keta (chum salmon), 1429 nucleotides long. Its product is annotated as protein cornichon homolog 1. Gene Ontology annotation, biological process: vesicle-mediated transport. The transcript has 5 exons. The record is from RefSeq and is a predicted model, not a curated record. Lineage: Eukaryota; Metazoa; Chordata; Actinopteri; Salmoniformes; Salmonidae. The coding region runs from base 191 to 625 and encodes 144 amino acids.